AAAUAAAACAUACGUCUAUCCAUUUAAUAUAAUUAAUACAUGGUUCGAUAUCUUGCGUUUAUUUAUCACCUUUAUUUUUACAAAUAAUUGCUACCGAUAAACACCUUUCGGUCGUAGAACUGCCAUUUGACAAUUGCCAUUUAUUGAAUUGCCUUUAUUGAAAUAGGUGUAUGCUACAUUUUCUUCUCAUAACGACUAAUCUCCAGGCUCUUUAUUGUUUGAUCGUUUCAGGCUAAUUAUUUUAAAAACAAAUUUUCAAAACUGUUGCCAAGAAUAGCGUUGAUGAUAUAAAAGUUCUAGCUCCCGAUUCUCGCCCACCGAUUAGAGGUAGUAUAUUUACAGGAAAUAACAAUUUAAAUGCUGCUCUUUAUCCUGCCACUCAUGAAUAACAAAGAGGGCAAUUUCAAUGUUGUUCUUCAGUGCCACUCUGAAUCACAAAGGUGGCAAUUGAAAUGCUGCUCUUUGGCUUUAUUGACACUCUGAAUCACGAAGGUGCAAUUUAAAUGCUGCUCUUUGGCUUUAUUGACACUCUGAAUCACGAAGGUGCAAUUUAAAUGCUGCUCUUAACUGCCACUCUACAACCGCUAAAGGUGUGAGAAUGAACCGGACUAAUCUAACAUCCCGCGCCCCCGCUGCGUACGGAACCCAGACGUCCUCUGCGUGGAUCUUCGCUGGGGUCAGUGUCUACGUCCCUCUGUCCACCUGCAUCAUCUUAGGCAACCUAUUGGUUAUCAUCGCCUUCGUAACUACCACCAAACUUAAGACAAAGACAAACUAUUUUAUCGUAUCGCUAGCUCUUGCCGAUCUACUCGUCGGCUCAUUCGCGGUUCCUGUCUGGACAUAUAUUCUGGUGAUGCGGGAUUUCCGUAAUCCAUACUAUAAAUAUUUCACUAUGUUUGAUAUGGUUUCUGGAGUAUCGUCUAUUCUUCAUCUGACGUGUAUAAGUUUGGAAAGAUGCUACGCGAUAGUGGCGCCCCUCAAACAUCGGAGGAUAACUAAAGGUGUUCUGGCGAUGGGAAUCGCGCUGUCCUGGGGACUUGCGGUCCUCAGUAUUGUCGUCAAGCACCUAAUUCAAAGAUGGCGAUUCGCUCCUCUCGUCACUACGGGGGUUUUCUUCCUGGCUCCACUCGUAUUUAUUGUGCUAGCUUACGUUGGUAUCUUUCUCACGGCCAGGAAAAGUUUGAAUAGUCAUAAAGGGCAUUCUCUCAAAAAGGAACUCCAAAUAGCGUACACCGUUGCCUUGGUAACAGGUGUAUUCAUAGUCUGCUGGGUUCCGUUUUUCAUGAUCACCGUUAUCUACGUCUUCCGGCCUUUUUCCUGGUUCGUGUGGGAUCUGCGCGUGCUUAUACUUAUCAAGGUCCUUCAUUACGGCAACAGCGCCUUUAACCCACUCAUCUACUCGGUGAGGAACAAGCGCUUUAACUUGGCCUUUAAAAGGAUUCUGCGUCAAAUGACGUGUCAGAAGACACAAGCAAUGGAAGAUUUUGAGACAACACGCGGUCUGACGAGAUUGCAACACAAGAGGACGACGACGAGACGCGAGCCGAGGAAGUCGGAGGAUAGGGUUAAAUUGACUGGAAAAUUCCGAAUUUCCUUUAAUAGCAGUGUGUAAAGAUAAAUCAAUAGAGUAUCGCGAAUGACGUAACAGAAAGGUGAAGUAUGCCUGAGGUCAUACAGUGACGGAUGCAGAGCUUUUCUUCAAUAAAAAACACCGAGUUUUAGUGAUUUAAGGAGUGCGCAUAUCACUUGUACCCAUCUUCAACCGUGCCUAGAAUACGCUGCACUCAAAAUGUUGCUAGUAGUCAAAGGUGACCAUAUAUGAAUGACCUACCCAACAAGUGCUUGACGUUUGAUUCAGACGUCGAACUGUUCAUGUGCGCAAUCAAAACAAUUAGAUUCGGCACGGCAGGAGCGCGAGGUAUCGGGCCUUAGUCGCACUUUACCGUCACGCAACGUUUGACCACGCAAUGGACUGGAUCUUCACAAAUGAAUACCCCUUGGACCUACAUACAAUGUUUACCUCACGCACUGCUAAUUAUCAUGUAAUAUCUAACAUUACACAAGGUCUAGUGUGACAUGUCACGGCAGGUCUGUUGUGACGCAACGUCUACCUCAUUCACUGCUUAUUAUCGUGUAAUGUCCAGCUUUACCCAAAGUUUAGUGUGACAUGUCACGGCAGGUCAUGUCACGCAACGUCUACCUCAUUCACUGCUUAUUAUCAUGUAAUGUCUAACUUUACACAAAGUCUAGCGUGACAUGUCAAGCAAGGUUUGCUGUCACGCGACGUCUACCUCACGCACUUGAUUGGCAUGUAAUGCCUAAAGAACGCAUGUCAUAACACAAGGUGUAGCGUGACACGUCACGGCAGGUCUGCUGUCACGCCAUCGAUGCUAUGACACAUUCUUUCGGAGGAAUACCAACACAUGGUUACUGUCCUCAGUCACAGAAGGCUGCCACGUAACUUUCUCUGUUUUAUAAACUGUAAUUAUUCUAUAAUCCUCGUCCGUGUAAAUUUGCAUCUAAUUUAUUUUUAAAUAAAAGUUACUGUUGUCAUAAAA
Messenger RNA from Nematostella vectensis (starlet sea anemone), 2558 nucleotides. Its product is annotated as octopamine receptor 1. The record is from RefSeq and is a predicted model, not a curated record. The transcript is spliced from 4 exons. Gene Ontology annotation, cellular component: dendrite; membrane. Lineage: Eukaryota; Metazoa; Cnidaria; Anthozoa; Actiniaria; Edwardsiidae. The coding region runs from base 599 to 1612 and encodes 337 amino acids. Gene Ontology annotation, molecular function: G protein-coupled serotonin receptor activity; neurotransmitter receptor activity. Gene Ontology annotation, biological process: G protein-coupled receptor signaling pathway, coupled to cyclic nucleotide second messenger; chemical synaptic transmission.